Dromaius novaehollandiae (emu) is the source of this 3028-nucleotide messenger RNA. RefSeq names its product stomatin like 3 (gene STOML3). Gene Ontology annotation, cellular component: plasma membrane. The transcript is spliced from 8 exons. The record is from RefSeq and is a predicted model, not a curated record. Bases 1232 to 2083 code for a protein of 283 amino acids. Lineage: Eukaryota; Metazoa; Chordata; Aves; Casuariiformes; Dromaiidae.
AUUACAGCUUGAAGUAAACCACUUAAUGUGGUUUGAGUAUUCUUAUUUUCUUGCAAAUGGUCUCCUUUUCUGGACUGAGAUGGGAAAAAGCCUUUUGGUUGACUAUCUCUCCGAUUUACCCAUGUUCUAGGGAAGUGUAGCCUGUGAGGAGUCCCUCCUCUUGUCUCUCCCAUCUUCUGCUACUGAAAGCUGAUGCCAUUUUCAAACGAGAGGAGGAGCAAAAUAGAGAACUGUAGGGGAUGUUCCUGCAAGUAACGGGAUGGAAAUGUUAAUUUUCUCUGUAUUGGACCUUCUAAAUUUCAAUCUGGAGGAGAGGGAUGAGAAGCCCAGAGCAAAUACGUUAGUGUGUAUUCUGGGGGUAGAGUACAGAGCCAGGAAAAGAGCAGACUGAGAAAUCUUGGGGCAGCCAAAGUCACCAUAUCGAAUGCAGGUGAGAGAAAGAGUGACAUGGCCCCCAACAGGUCAGAAAAAGACUGCCUGAAGCCUAAUGUUAUGUGCAAAUCUCAUGUGAGGACUGGCUGAUGACUUCCUUGAAAUCUUUGGGACUGGCACUUCUAAGAAAUACCCAUAUGUGUGAACUGCAAUUCUCAGUGAUUUUAACAAGGAAUCAUGACCUGGAUGCUUGAUCUAUAGGAUUAGGUCUCUGCAGCUGAGCGAUGGGAUAACUGGUAGCAAAUGGAAUCUGAGGGAGAUUGUGAAGAUUGUCACAUUUUGCAAAUCUGGUGUGAUUGGCGCAGAGAAAGUUCAAUGUCUGCCUGUUUGCUGCUUACAGGUUGCACCUGAUCAUCAUGCCUGACUUGAGUCUUUCUUUUUUUUUUAGUUAUAGGCUUCAGCCAUAUCGGCACAGUGCACAGGUCCAUGCGAUACCACAGGCAAGUGGCUGCAGAACCACAUUCUUCUAGUGUUGCACCCAAGCCAAUGCUACCAAGAUGCAUAGAAAUAAUUUCUAGCUUGGAUAUUGUUGGAGGUAAAACCAACUGGGCCAAGUUCAUCCCCAGCUGGAGGCCACAGAAGACCGUGGAGUUACAUCAGAGACGACGGCGAUCUGCGAGACUUUGUUUUUGUAAACAUCCCCUCCUCACCAGGGUGACUAACUCCCAGAGAGCUGUUGUGCAAGCAGGGAUUUCUUCUGUCACCAUGCCACUCUCUUCAGCCCUGUGCAUGAGCGCCAUACUGUUUGAAGGUAUGCUGCUGUCUCGUCUGUGAGGGGAGCAGACCUUCCCAGAAUAAGAUGGAUCCCAAGAGAGAGACACCCAAGAAAAGCAGCACAGAACAUUUAAUUGCUGACAGGCGGGAAGGAAUUGGUAUCUGUGGCUGGAUCCUGGUUUCCCUUUCUUUCCUGUUGGUGCUUAUUACCUUUCCUGUUUCCAUCUGGACCUGUGUCAAGGUCAUCAAAGAAUAUGAGCGUGCUGUUGUAUUUCGGCUGGGACGCAUACUGUCUAAGAAAGCAAAGGGACCAGGUUUGAUCCUGAUACUUCCUUGUACAGAUAUUUUUAUCAAGGUUGAUCUCAGAACUGUUACCUGUAAAAUUCCUCCACAAGAGAUUCUCACAAAAGAUGCCGUUACUACCCAAGUUGAUGGCGUGGUGUACUACAGGAUCCACAGUGCUGUCAGUGCCAUUGCUAACGUCACUGAUGUCCACUCAGCUACUUUCCUCUUGGCACAGACAACCUUGAGAAAUGUUCUGGGUACGAAGAGCUUGUCUCAGCUCUUGGCAGGUCGUGAAGAGAUUGCACACAAUAUCCAGACUAUCCUUGACAGUGCCACAGAUCAGUGGGGGAUCAAAGUGGCUCGUGUGGAAAUCAAAGAUGUCAGGAUACCUGUGGCAAUGCAGAGGGCAAUGGCAGCUGAAGCAGAGGCUGCACGAGAGGCAAGAGCUAAGGUUGUGGCAGCAGAAGGAGAAAUGAAUGCUUCUAAAGCCCUCAAGCAGGCUUCCAUGGUGCUGACCGAGUCUCCAGCAGGUCUUCAGCUGCGCUACCUGCAAACAUUAACUACACUGGCAGCAGAAAAUAAUUCCACCAUUGUCUUCCCUCUCCCUAUAAAUAUGCUUGAGGCCUUGGGGCAGAAAAAUAGAGGGGGAUAGGCACUGUUCUACUCUAGUUCCUUGUGCAGCAAGAUUUAAAAGGUUUCCCAAGAAGCAAGAGGUUCCAGGAUACCAGAAUUAAAAUCAGAUAUAGUAUGCUUUAAUCCUCUAUAUCAAAAAAGAGUAAAAAUAGUUCAAUUAUAGCUACAUGUAUCUCUCAUGUCAGGAGAAUGCAUUUGAGCACAGAAAGUUGCAGAAUUGAGGCAUCAAGGAGUUUCAGCUCAGACUUAUCUUCAGGUGAAAUGGCAGACAAUAUGUCAAAGGCAUAUUGGACCUAACAUGAAAUUUGAAUUAUAUUUUCACCCUAUUUUACAAAUUUGUGAGUGCAAUAGUAAUUCGGUGAUUUGUCUCCUGACAAGAACCUAUGAGCUCUUGAUUAGCUCAUAAGCCUAAUCCACACAGGAGAAGGGUCAGAUGCUGCCAUUUAACUCAAGCUCUGUGGAGUGGAAAGAAGGAUUUGUCCCCUAACCUUAGAGAUAUUCUUCCAGAACUACUAAUAAAUAGAAUUACUGGAUAAUUUUUAUGUGACUGAAACAGCUCAUUCUUUAUCUUAUUUAAGUAAUAUAUAACAGUUGCUUUACUGGCUUCAAUGGAGUUUUGCUUGUGUAAAAAUAUUAUAAGAAUCAAGAUGUUGAUUUAUAUGCUCUUUGCCAUAUCACUGAAAUUUCUAUCAAUCAGCUCUGUAAUCAAAGGAAGAGAAUAUAUGUCUGUGUAUUACAGUCACAUUUCUUAAACUUUUGAAAGCUGAGCCAACCUUGAGGGAAUUGAAUUGCCCUAUGUUAAUUUAAGUAUCUUUCUUUUGCCUCCACAGGAGGGUUCUUAUCCUCCAUUGCAGAUGUCAUAAAAUGGUUGUACAGGUUUUCAUAGUAUGAGCCUUCCCCACUCUUCAACUGUGCUAUGCCUGGCAGCUGUGGAGGGGAUGCUGAUGAUAUUCACAGCCUUCAA